AUGAUCCUCAGUGUCUACCGCACAAUAACGACCUGGUUUCGCCCUCUUCUCGUCGCCCUCUUCAAUCCCAGCAUCCCCUUACAUCUCCGCUGGCGAACACUCUGUCUCCAACCCAUCACCCUAUUAACAUACUCCAUCAACACCAUCCCUUACCUCUUCUCCCGCCCCUUCACAGUCGAGUAUCUCCCCGUCUUCCCCUCGCGCUCCAUCCGAGCCAUCAUCUUCAAACACCCCGGCACAGGCAAAGGACGUCCUCUUCGCCCGCUGCACGUCGAAAUACACGGCGGCUCCUUCAUCGGUGGCCUAGCAGAGAGCAAUGCACACUUCGACCAACGUCUUGCCCAGGAAACUGGCGCCGUCAUCGUCAGCAUAACGUACCGCUUUGCGCCGGAGCACACCUUCCCCUGUGCGAUUGACGAUGUCGACGCCACGAUCAAAUGGAUCCAAGAAAACGCAGAGAGUAAAUGGGGCGCAGACCCGACGUUAAUGACCGUCAGUGGUUUCUCAUGCGGUGGGAAUCUUGCCAUGGCGGCGACGCAGCAGGAGAAUUGCCAUGCGCCGGCGAAAACAGCAUUUAAAGCAGCCGUAACGUUUUACGGUGCUUUGGAUUUACGGCUGGAACCCGGAAAGAAACCGAAGCCGGCGGAUUAUCCCAAGUCAGAUCCGUUGGAGUUUCUGCUGCCGCUGUUUGACGCGUAUGCGAAGGCGGGGAGACCGGCACAUAUGGAUGAUCCAAGGUUGCAUCCGGGGCUGGCGAAGAGGGAGACACUUCCUGAGAGGAUGCUUUUGGUGGUUGCGGCUAUUGAUAUCUUGUAUGAGGAGCAGAUGGCGUUUAAGGAGAGGAUUAAUAGGGAGGCGAGGGGGGAUUGUGAGGGGGAUGUGGUUGAGACGUUUGUUGCGGAUGAGGGGUUCCAUGGGUACUUGGAAGUUCCUGAUGCGGUUGUGAAGAAGGAGGUGAAGGAUCAGGCGUUUUCGAGGGCGGUUGAGUUUUUGAGGAAGACGUACGCGAUGCAUGGGUGGGAGUGGGCGUAG
Messenger RNA from Pochonia chlamydosporia 170, 1032 nucleotides. Its product is annotated as alpha/beta hydrolase fold-3. Gene Ontology annotation, molecular function: hydrolase activity. Bases 1 to 1032 code for a protein of 343 amino acids. The transcript has 2 exons. Lineage: Eukaryota; Fungi; Ascomycota; Sordariomycetes; Hypocreales; Clavicipitaceae. The record is from RefSeq and is a predicted model, not a curated record.